AGUAGUUUAGUUCGAAGCGGACACCUGCUAAAAUAUAGAGGAUUUUUGUCGAAUUUUUUGGUUUAUUGCGGUUAAGCUGGUCCAUUUGGCGGUUUAUUGGCGCGCAGAAUCCUUCGGACGGGCGAAACGGGAACGGUGCCGAUCGGUUUCGAGCCGCGGUCUCAUAUCCGGAAGCUUUGCGGUAAAUCUUUGCGCGUGUGGGAUUUGAACUCGACGACAAGCGACGAACGUUGUCGACCCAAGUGCCGAUUGCGAACGCACAGUGAUCCUGUCCAGAGGGUUCACUGGAGGUGCGCUAUCUUGUUGCGUUUGGUGUGUUGUAUUUACAACCUGGUGUGUGCUCUGCCGAGGCAGGAAGAAGAAGUUAGAACGAGAGAGUGACCUCUCGCCAAUAACUCCGCACCUCCGCCACCAGCCGAUCAUCCACAACGGGGCUCCAGGACAAAGACUAAGACCCCCACACGAAGCUUCCAACCGCCUUCGCUGCAGUCACACCGCCGCCCUCGUUGUCGGAUGAAAAAAGCACCGUUCGAAAACAAGGGAAUUAAUAUGCAAAAGCUGAUGGAAUUAAUGGCAGCCCCUUCGGCACCAAACAGCAGCCGUAGCAACAGCAGCAAUAUUCAACCCGGCAAAUACUAGAAGCCUCGGAUUAUAUGAUGAAUGAACGAAUGAUUGUGAAAAAAUAAUUGCCAAUGAAUAGCUGAGGCGCCAAUCCGCGAAUUGAGAAAAAAUCGAAUGACAGCGCUUUCAAGGAGUGUAUUUUAGAGUAGGAACAUAUAUUUUUAUUCAGUUUUAAGAAAAGUGUUACAGUAUAGAAAAAGCGAAAGCCGAGAGAAAAAAGAAAAUUUGUGGAAAUUCAAGCAAGUGUGAUACUACGCAGAAAGCAUUGCAAGUCAAUAAAUUUUUGAGAUUCUUGCUGCUGUUAGCUUUUAAACAUCGUAUGUUUAAGACCGUUACGAUAUCCGUCCAGCUUCCAAGUGCCAUAACAAAGUUAAGUGCAUCGCCAUAGUAGUAGUUUUAAAACAAGUUAAGCAUUCGGUAAAUGAAAAGUGACAUAAAAAUAAAUAAUCAUAAAUUUCGACGUACGGGCAGAGAGAAACCCGUGGAAGCCAUCAAACCAGUCAAAAGCAAAAGUAUGAAUGUUUGCGCACGACGAAGAAAAGAUAAAAAAUUGAUAACAAUUUAGCAGGCGUGUAAAUUGAAUGUCCGCUCCGGCCGAUGACAGUUUUAUACACACUAAAGUGAACAAGUGCUUUAAGUAGCAGCACUACAGGAGCCGCCUAAGAAGAAACCGAAAAGCAGAAGAAGAAAUCAAAAAAGCGAAGUCCAACAACAGCUAUGUGAGCGCAGACGUGCAAUUAAUCACCAGUAAGCUAACGAAUCCGUCCAGCGAUCGUGAGAUUUAGAAGAUAGAGAAUGUGAUAAAAGUCGUCUUUACAACGAGACAUAAUACUCAAUAGUGCUUCCAGUUUACACAGUAUUAGACUAGCAUAGUAUAAUAAAGUGCAAUCUCUCUCAUAGAGGCCAACGAAUCUUCGGGUGAAAGUUAAAUCGAAAAUGUCUUCCUCCCCUGAAAUGCAACAACAGCAACAUCAACACCAACAGCCACAACAGGCACACAGUGAGAUUAAAUCGAACCCUCCCACGCCUCCGCCAGAGCUGGCGACAAUGACUAAUGUCAGCGUGCUGGACCUGCACAAAGACUACGCGGGAGAUGUGGGUCAAACAAAGGUUUACGACAAGGAAACGAACACGGUUUACCUGUACGCUAACCCGGGUCAUAAGAUCAACGCGACAGUAGCCGCUAUUCAGUCCCCACAGCAACUGACGACGAUCGUCCAAGCAGGUCAUCCCCAUCAGUUGGCUUCCCCCGAUCAUGAUCAUACAGAACAGAACUUACUGCAUCCGAGAUUAAUCCAAGAACAGCACCAACAUCAUCAACAGCAUCCUCAUCAGCCGCACGAAGAGGACCAACACGUACAGCGACUCUCGCCAGGAGAUCAGGUAAUUGACGGAAGAUUAAUACCGUCCGGUCUGAACGGCGAUGUUCACCACCAGCAACAGCAACAACAUCAGUCACUGGCCCGUCUCUCGCCGGACGAUCAAUCAGUGCGUAUGCUGGACAACGCACACAUCCAACGUCUGUUGGGCAACCAGCAGAUCAUCAGUCGCGAGAUCAUCAACGGCGAGCAUCACAUCAUCACGCGAAACGAGAAUGGUGAAACGAUUCUGACCCGGAUCGUGAAUGCUCCGGCUACAACAGCCGAUCAAUUAAUCAACAAACUUCCAACCGACCCCAAUGCCAUUUACAGCGGUCAUCACACGGACGGUGGCCCUUCGACCCCAACGGCCGACCAACUACCAACUACUGUCCUUCAGUACGAGAAAGAAAGCGACGACAAGCAGCAUCACCCCCACCACCCGCACCACCAACAGCCGCAGAUCUACGGCAAUCCGGCGAGCGACCCCGCCCCAGAUCAGGCGGGAGCCAUCAAUCAAUCCAAGCAGAUCGUCUACACCGUUGGUGGCGAGCCGAAAAACGUCAUUUACGGUGAUCCCAAGGCUGCCAUACCGCACUUUGAACCCAUGAGCCAGGACCCGAACGAGCAGGGCGGCAAAGCGCAGAUCGACUACGUGUACAACGAUGGCAACAAAACUGUGAUCUACACCGACCAGAAGGGCCUGGAGAGUCUGUACGCGAACAACGAGCUGGGCCUGAUGGACGGCACCCAGAUCGUGGUGCAGGGCAAUCUCCAGUACACGCCCCAGCAGGGCCCGGACGGGACCACGGUCUAUGUGGUGGCUUCCGAUAUGCACCAGGACGAUGUGCAUCAGCAGAUUCAAAGCAUCCCCGCUACGAAAAUCAACGGGCAAACCACGCCUCUGGACGUAGCAGGCCUAUCGCAAAAUGAUAUACAAGGCAUACUUGGUUCACACCCAUCAUCGCAGUCGUCGAUAAAUGUCAAACGUGAGCCCGAAGAUCUACGCAAAGAGCCGAAAAACUCACGAAGUCAAAAGGUGUUGGUCGUACAGCCCUCGUCGCCCUCGGUGCAGAUUAAGGAACCUCCACCCAGCCCUGGAAGUCCAUCGGCUGAAAACAUGUAUGCAGCCCCCGGCACGCUCUACGUGCAGGGUCCAUCUCAUCAGGCCAGUUCGGCUGCGACAGCAGGUUCCAAUGUGAACACGAAUUCGCCCAGCCCCUCCUACGAUCAGUAUGGCAUGUACCAGCAGAGAUUGGGACCUGGCGGUGCGGCGUUUAUUACCGAGCCGUACACCUACCGCGAGUACUUUGAUCAGCAGGGCUAUGCCCCGGCCCGUACGACCAUUUACGGUACGGCGGAAACUGAUGGACCCCCACCUGCCACGACAUACGAAGGUCGGUACCCCUCCAAGACGGGUUCGAUCUACACCAAAACGAUCACCUCCGCUGCCGGACUAACCGUGGAUCUUCCCAGUCCUGAUUCGGGUAUUGGUGCCGAUGCUAUUACUCCCAGAGAUCAGAAUAAUGUACAACCGUCCUUCGAUUAUACAGAACUGUGCCAGCAACCGACCGGUUUGCUGGAUCCAAACUCCAGCGCCAUACCGGCGUCGGUCGCUAGCCUGCAGCGCAAUAUGGUCAGCGUGCCCGGCCAGAACAGUCCCACCACGUCGAUCGGCAGUGCGACCGCUCCGCCCCGGUCCCGACCGUGGCACGACUUCGGACGGCAGAAUGACGCCGACAAAGUGCAAAUACCAAAAAUAUUCUCCAAUGUCGGCUUCAAAUACUACCUGGAAAGUCCCAUCAGUUCGUCCCAGCGGCGAGAGGACGACCGGAUAACGUACAUAAACAAGGGACAAUUCUACGGCAUCACGCUGGAGUACAUCCACGACCCGGAUAAGCCCCUCAAGAGUCAGACUGUCAAGAGCGUUAUCAUGCUGAUGUUCCGCGAAGAGAAGAGCCCCGAGGACGAAAUCAAAGCGUGGCACUUUUGGCACAGUCGGCAGCACUCGGUCAAGCAGCGGAUAUUGGACGCCGAUACGAAAAAUUCCGUAGGUCUAGUCGGAUGUAUCGAGGAAGUGUCACACAAUGCCAUCGCCGUUUAUUGGAACCCGCUGGAAAGUUCUGCGAAGAUUAAUGUUGCCGUCCAAUGUUUAAGUACAGAUUUCAGCAGUCAAAAGGGUGUUAAGGGUCUACCGCUGCACCUGCAGAUCGACACGUUCGAGGAUCCACGGGACACCAGCGUGUGCCAUAGGGGUUACUGUCAAAUCAAAGUCUUUUGUGAUAAGGGUGCUGAACGUAAAACGCGCGACGAAGAACGACGGGCAGCGAAGCGCAAGAUGACCGCCACAGGACGGAAAAAAUUGGACGAAUUGUACCAUCCUGUGGUAGACCGGUCGGAGUUUUACACGAUGAGUGAUCUGCUGAAACCGCCGGUACUAUUUUCGCCAUCGGAGGACAUCGAUAAGCUUGCUUCGAUGGACUUACAGUUCUACGGCCAUGAUGCCGACUCACUAUCCGGAGGAUCGGAUAACGUAAAGUCGCCCUUCUUGUUGCAUGCGAAUAAAGCUACCACACCUACGCUCAAGUUCCACAAUCACUUCCCGCCAGACGUUAAUACGGAUAAAAAGGAUCCAAGUAUUAUCAUGGACGGAUCGUUAGUGAGCAACAUGUCCGAAUUUAGCCCGCAGCUCAAGCGACAACGAAUGACCCCACCGUUGAGCGAGCGAGUUAUGCUGUACGUCCGACAGGACAACGAAGAUGUCUACACGCCCCUGCACGUAGUCCCUCCCUCGACAGUUGGGCUUUUGAAUGCUAUUGAAAAUAAAUUCAAAAUUUCGACGUCGAGAAUAAAUAAUAUUUAUCGCAAAAAUAAGAAAGGGAUUACGGCGAGAAUUGAUGACGACAUGAUCAGACACUACUGCAAUGAGGAUAUCUUUAUCCUGGAGGUGCGACAGUACGAGGAAGAUCUCUACGACAUAACGCUGACAGAGCUUCCGACGCAUUGAUAGUGGUCAACGGUCGCGGCAAACGCUAUGUAGAAGUAGAGAAUUAGAAAUCGGUUAGCUGUACGAAUUUUACUUAUCUUUUGUUUUCUUAGUAAUUUCGAUUUCCGAUUAAUAAGAAGGCAAACAUUUUUGUUUGACAGUGCCUUAAAAGAGACAUUAAUACGUUUAACUUGUACAUUGUUUUAUGUAGGAUCCGUCUACUCAUAGACGAGUAGAGACAGAUGAAUAGCACAUAUACUUGUAAGACAUUGCACGUUUUUAGGUUAUGCAACUUGUAAUUGUUUAGAGUUAUUUAUUUAUUUGUAAAACAAACUGAUAAUUAAACUAAGAUCAGAAAGACGAAACAUCGCAAGCUCCUCAUUAGCGACAAGAGAUUCCGUGGACAAGAUGCCUAGCAGUUUGAGGAGUGCUCGUUCAUUUUUUCAUCCAUCGAACGCAUUUAUCGAGCCUAGUUUAAACGCAACUUCAAUGAACAAAUCAAGCUGGAAAUCCACUACAAGAUCUCAAAAUAUUUGUAUUCUAUGAUGGCCUAUCCUUCGGUGUGGCCCACGAUUUGUCUUGCUCAACUUUUGGAACGAUUGUUCCGAUCGAUUGCGGUCCACUAUCUCUUCCUCCUGACCACAAUAUGAGUCAAUCGUUCCGAUCAGAGUAGAUUUCAGCCAUAAAUUUCGACUUAAUUAGAUAGAUGAAGAGAUGUUCUCUUGUUUCUCCUCUUUUAUUCUUUGAUUCUAAAUCAUUUUACGAUUGAACGUACUUUACAAAACAGAAUCAUUACAUACAAAACGUUUUGUACAACAAAAUAGUUUUUUUUUAUAAUAGCUGGUAGCGAUCAUCCAUCGGUUGCAAUAUUAACAAUAACAUUACAAGCGUAACAAUAGCAUAGACAGAUAAGAUUAAUUCUUAGAAACGUUAGUUAACACGCUCAUUCGAUAUUCCAUGACAGAUUUUAUGUUUUAUCUCAAACAAACUUCCAUAGUAACCCUAUCAACGUACUUGUAUCUCGGAUCAUUCCAAGAAAACAUUCUUUCCAUCAUUUCAAAGCUAUAAUUAGUUUUAAGGAAAUCCCCUCUGAUGAAACUGCCAUACUUGAAAAUACAAAUAGCGAAUAAGAACAGUGUCUAUCAACAUUUACGACUAACAAAAAUGAUAAAUCAAUACAUUCAGCACUAAUUGAUAAGUACCUGAGAGAUUUUAAUUGAAGCGAGAUAGAAAAGCAAAGUAUUUUAGGUAAAACGCAGUUUGAACAUUUUCCAAAAGUCCACGAACUGUGUAAGACAGCGAAAUAUAAGUAAUGCUAAUGUGAUAUAGGAAAAAUGAAAAGCGCCACAAUGAAACCCACACUCGAAAACAAAAAAAAUCUCAGCAAUGAGUAAACCGCAUUUCCACGCAAUCUUGCCACGUAUUUCAGAAUCAAUGUCCAUUCAAUUGCCAUACACAAUUCCCUCCUCAGAAAGUCCUUGGCGGCCAACGAAUAGAACGUCGACGCACACAAACACACGACAGCACAAAGUUCACACAAUUAUCAUAAAUGUGACGAAAAACAACAGACUUUGAGCAACGCUAAUCGUACGAAUAGAUAUGUUUAGUCGGUAAACACUCGCGAUGAAACGUGCUCCGUGCAUCGCCGAAAAAAAAUAAUUGCAAUAUUAAUUUUACUAAUCUUAAAAGGAGACUAGGCCGUAAUAGUUAACACAGUAUUUAAUGCGCGGAACCACGCGCAGCUAUACAUUUAAAUUUCUGUUGUGAAAAAAUCUUCUACUCACAGUAGAUAACCGACUUCAAUGAUUUCUUUAGGUGGUGGUGGAUGAUGAUGAUGAUCAGCUUUUUGAUAGAUUCUUCUGUAUUCUUUAUUUUAUCGUUCCCAUUCUCUGUAAGUUUAAUGCUAUUCUCAGUAGUUUAACGACAAAUUCACACAAACAAAAACAACGUACGCAGUAAUUGAGCCGUUUUCCGAUAGUAGAAACAUGUUUUGCCAUUCCAUACAAGCGAGUUUAAAAUCGUUAAUCAAUGGGACAAGUAUGAGACAAAUGUGACUAACAAUUAGAUUAGGCUAUUUGAAGAAUAUUAUCAUUCCAACAGUAAGAUAGUUAUAGAGAUUUAUAGUAGACAAAAUCGUUUCUUAUUAUGAAAGUAAAUUUCAAAAUUUUCUAUUGUUAUAUUUUAUGAAUAUUGAAUAAAACAUGAUUUUUACUAAA
Armigeres subalbatus is the source of this 7181-nucleotide messenger RNA. RefSeq names its product protein grainyhead (gene grh). The transcript has 17 exons. Gene Ontology annotation, molecular function: DNA-binding transcription activator activity, RNA polymerase II-specific; RNA polymerase II cis-regulatory region sequence-specific DNA binding. Gene Ontology annotation, biological process: regulation of transcription by RNA polymerase II. The coding region runs from base 1558 to 4986 and encodes 1142 amino acids. Lineage: Eukaryota; Metazoa; Arthropoda; Insecta; Diptera; Culicidae. Gene Ontology annotation, cellular component: nucleus. The record is from RefSeq and is a predicted model, not a curated record.